AUGUCCCGCUCUAUGUUGGACAUGAAGGAGUUUGGGGAGGCAGCGUCCUUCCUGCGCAAGAGUGACCUGGAGCUGCUGGCCGCACAAACGGUGGCCUUCGACGGUAAGAAGAAGGCAUGGGUCCCUGAUGACAAAGAAGCUUAUGUGGAGGUGGAGAUCAAGGAACUCCAAGGCGACAAGUACAUAGUGGAGACGAAGGAUGGAAGGAUCCUCACGGUGAAGGAGGGAGACAUCCAGCAGAUGAACCCCCCCAAGUUCGACAUGAUCGAGGACAUGGCCAUGUUGACACACCUCAACGAGGCCUCCGUGCUCUACAACCUGCGCCGCCGCUACAGCAACUGGAUGAUAUAUACCUACUCGGGGCUCUUCUGUGUGACGGUCAAUCCGUACAAGUGGCUGCCCGUCUACACGGCCCCAGUGGUCGCCGCCUACAAAGGCAAGCGCCGCUCUGAAGCCCCGCCCCACAUCUACUCCAUCGCGGACAAUGCCUACAAUGACAUGUUGCGCAAUCGAGAGAAUCAGUCCAUGCUCAUCACCGGAGAAUCCGGUGCUGGAAAAACUGUAAACACGAAACGUGUAAUUCAGUAUUUUGCCAUUGUGGCAGCCCUGGGCGAUGCAUCCAGCAAGAAAGCACAGGGGCCUGCCACCAAAACUGGGGGGACCCUCGAAGACCAAAUCAUCGAGGCGAAUCCGGCCAUGGAGGCUUUCGGCAACGCCAAAACGCUGAGGAACGACAACUCGUCCCGUUUUGGCAAGUUCAUUCGAAUCCACUUUGGGCCAACGGGGAAACUGGCCUCCGCUGACAUCGACAUCUACCUUCUGGAAAAAUCCAGAGUGAUAUUUCAGCAGCCAGGAGAAAGGAGCUACCACAUCUACUACCAGAUAGUCUCCGCCAAGAAGCCAGAGCUCUUGGACAUGCUCCUCGUGUCCAACAACCCCUACGACUACCAUUUCUGCUCUCAGGGGGUCACGACCGUGGAGAAUCUGGACGACGGCGAGGAGCUCCUGGCCACAGACAAUGCCAUGGAGAUCCUGGGCUUCAGCACCGAGGAGAAGUACGGCUGCUACAAAUUAGUGGGCGCCAUCAUGCAGUUCGGCAACAUGAAGUUCAAGCAGAAGCAGCGUGAGGAGCAGGCAGAGGCGGACGGCACUGAAAGUGCUGAUAAAGCCUCGUACCUGAUGGGUGUCAGCUCAGCUGACCUCAUCAAGGGGCUCCUGCACCCACGGGUCAAGGUGGGCAACGAGUACGUCGUCAAGGGUCAGAACGUCGAGCAGGUGAACUAUGCCGUGGGCGCUCUGGCCAAGGCCACCUACGACCGCAUGUUCAAGUGGCUGGUGGGACGAAUCAAUAAGACCCUGUACACCACCCUGCCGCGCCAGUUCUUCAUAGGGGUGUUGGACAUCGCUGGCUUCGAGAUCUUUGAGUACAACAGCUUUGAGCAGCUGUGCAUCAACUUCACCAACGAGAAACUGCAACAGUUCUUCAACCACCACAUGUUCAUCCUGGAGCAGGAAGAGUACAAGAAGGAGGGCAUCGAGUGGACCUUCAUCGACUUUGGCCUGGACCUGCAGGCUUGCAUUGACCUCAUCGAGAAGCCCUUGGGGAUUUUGUCCAUCCUUGAAGAGGAGUGCAUGUUCCCCAAGGCCACAGACACCAGCUUCAAGGCAAAGCUGUAUGACAACCAUCUGGGCAAGUCGCCCAACUUCCAGAAGCCUCGUAUGGACAAGAAGCGCAAGUACGAGGCCCACUUCGAGCUGGUGCACUAUGCUGGAGUGGUGCCGUACAACAUCAUCGGCUGGCUGGACAAGAACAAAGACCCGCUCAACGAGACUGUGGUGGCCAUCUUCCAGAAGUCGUCCAACAAGCUUCUCGCGAGCCUCUACGAGAACUACAUCAGCUCUGAAGCAGCGGCCGAACACAAAGCGGGCACCAAGGAGAAGAGGAAGAAAGCCGCCUCUUUCCAGACGGUGUCGCAGUUGCACAAGGAGAACCUGAACAAGCUCAUGACGAACCUGCGGUGCACCCAGCCCCACUUUGUGCGCUGCAUCAUCCCCAACGAGACUAAGACUCCAGGGGUCAUGGAUGCCUUCCUCGUACUUCACCAGCUGCGCUGUAACGGCGUGCUGGAGGGAAUCCGUAUCUGCAGGAAGGGCUUCCCCAACCGCAUCCUCUACGCAGACUUCAAGCAGCGGUACCGCAUAUUGAACCCCCAUGCCAUCCCGGACGACAAGUUCGUGGACAGCAGGAAGGCGGCCGAAAAGCUGCUGGGCUCACUGGAUAUCGACCACAACCAAUACAGGUUCGGGCACACCAAGGUGUUCUUCAAAGCGGGGCUCCUGGGUCAGCUGGAGGAGAUGCGGGAUGAGCGACUGGCACGUGUGCUCACCCUGCUACAGGCUGCCAGCCGGGGCAAGCUCAUGAGGAUGGAGUUGCAGAGGAUGCUGGAAAGGCGGGAUGCUAUAAUGAUCAUCCAGUGGAAUAUCCGGGCCUUCCAUGCAGUAAAGAACUGGCCAUGGAUGAAGCUUUUCUUCAAGAUCAAACCCCUGCUGAGGAGCGCAGCCACAGAGAAGGAGAUGGCAAACCUGAAGGAAGAGUUCCUCAAGUUGAAGGAGGCACUGGAGAAAAGUGAGGCCAAGCGUAAAGAACUGGAAGAGAAGCAGGUCACUUUGGUCCAGGAGAAAAAUGACCUCUCCCUGCAGCUCCAGGCUGAGCAGGACAACCUAGCAGAUGCUGAGGAGCGCUGCGACCAACUGAUCAAGACCAAGAUCCAGCUGGAGGCCAAGGUGAAGGAGUUGACAGAGCGACUGGAGGAUGAGGAGGAAAUGAGUGCCUCUGUCCUCGCCAAGAAACGGAAGCUGGAGGACGAGUGUGCGGAACUCAAGAAGGACAUUGAUGACCUGGAGAUCACACUGGCCAAGGUGGAAAAGGAGAAGCAUGCCACAGAGAACAAGGUGAAAAACCUGGUUGAGGAAAUGGCAGCACUGGAUGAGACCAUCCUAAAGCUGACCAAGGAGAAGAAGGCAUUGCAGGAAGCACACCAACAGACUCUGGAUGACCUUCAGGCAGAAGAGGACAAGGUCAACGUCCUGACAAAAGCCAAAGCCAAGCUGGAGCAGCAGGUUGACGAUCUGGAGGGUUCCCUGGAGCAAGAGAAAAAGGUGCGCAUGGACCUGGAACGAGCCAAGCGCAAGCUGGAGGGGGAUCUCAAGCUCUCCAUGGAGUCUGUCAUGGAUCUGGAGAACGAUAAGCAGCAGCUGGAGGAGAAGCUAAAGAAGAAGGACUUUGAGAUGAACCAGAUCAACUCCAAGAUUGAAGAUGAGCAGGUGCUGGUGGCUCAGCUGCAGAAGAAAAUCAAGGAGCUGCAGGCACGUAUUGAGGAGCUGGAGGAGGAACUGGAGGCUGAGCGGGCUGCCCGGGCCAAGGUGGAAAAGCAGCGGAGCGAUGUUACCCGGGAGCUGGAGGAGCUCAGCGAGAGGCUGGAGGAGGCAGGGGGGGCCACAGCUGCCCAAGCAGAGAUGAACAAGAAGCGGGAGACGGACUUCCUGAAGCUGCGGCGUGACCUGGAGGAGGCCAUGCUGCAUCACGAGGCCACGGCUGCUGCCCUGCGAAAGAAGCAUGCUGAUAGCGUGGCCGAGCUGAGCGAGCAGAUCGACAGCCUACAGCGCGUCAAGCAAAAGCUCGAGAAGGAGCGGAGCGAGGCAAAAAUGGAGGCUGAUGAUCUGGCCUCCAACUUAGAGCAGCUCUCCAAGAAUAAGGCAACCUCUGACAAGCUGUGCAGAGCUUAUGAGGACCAGCUGAGCGAGUCCAAGGCCAAGGUGGAGGAGCUCCAGAGGCAGCUUAGCGAGGUCACUUCUGGGCGAGCCAGGUCUCAGGCAGAGAGCUCUGAGUUCAGCAGGAGACUGGAUGAACGUGAGACCCUUGUCACCCAGCUACAGCGCACCAAGAACUCUCUCUCCCAAAAUGUGGAGGACCUCAAGAGGCAGCUGGAGGAGGAGAACAAGGCAAAGAAUGCCUUGGCUCAUGCUCUGCAGUCCUCACGGCACGACUGCGACCUGCUGAGGGAGCAGUAUGAGGAGGAACAGGAGGCCAAGUCUGAGCUCCAGCGUUCCCUGUCCAAGGCCAACGCUGAGGUGGCCCAGUGGAGAACGAAGUACGAGACCGAUGCUAUCCAGAGGACCGAGGAGCUGGAGGAAGCCAAGAAGAAGCUGACUAUACGCCUCCAGGAAGCCGAGGAGGGAGUAGAGGCUUCCAAUGCUAAGUGCUCCUCCCUGGAGAAGACCAAGCACAGGUUGCAGACGGAGAUCGAGGACCUGGUUGUAGACCUGGAGAGGUCCAACUCGGCUGCUGCCGCCCUUGACAAGAAGCAGCGGAACUUUGACAAGGUGCUGGCUGAGUGGCGCCAGAAGUAUGAGGAGUGUCAGUCAGAGCUGGAGGCCUCGCAGAAGGAGUCACGCAGUCUGAGCACAGAGCUCUUCAAGCUGAAAAAUUCCUAUGAAGAGGCUCUUGACCAACUGGAGACCAUAAAACGAGAAAACAAGAACCUUCAAGAGGAAAUUUCCGACCUUUCUGACCAGAUCAGUCAGGGUGGAAAGACCAUCCAUGAGCUGGAGAAGAUAAAGAAGGGCCUGGAUCAGGAGAAGACUGAAAUCCAGGCAGCAUUAGAGGAAGCCGAGGGCACUCUGGAACAUGAGGAGAGCAAGACCCUUCGCAUCCAGCUGGAGCUCAACCAGAUCAAAGCUGAGGUUGACCGGAAGAUGGCGGAGAAAGAUGAGGAAAUAGACAACCUGCGCCGGAACCACCAGCGUGCCCUGGAGUCCAUGCAGGCCACCCUGGAUGCAGAGGCCAAGUCCCGGAAUGAGGCCCUCAGGCUUAAAAAGAAAAUGGAGGGAGACCUCAAUGAGAUAGAGAUCCAGCUGAACCAUGCCAAUCGCCAAGCUGCUGAAGCCCAGAAACUGGUGCGUCAGCUGCAAGCUCAAAUCAAGGACCUUCAGAUCGAGCUGGAUGACACCAUCCACAAGAACGAUGACCUCAAAGAGCAGGUGGCGGUGACAGAACGUCGAAACCAGCUGCUGUCCUCUGAGGUAGAGGAGCUUCGCGGCCUACUGGAGCAGAGCGAUCGUGCCCGUAAACUCGCCGAACACGAGCUGAUGGAAUCCACCGAGCGCGUCAACCUACUACACUCCCAGAACACUGGACUUAUCAACCAGAAGAAGAAGCUGGAAAGUGACUUGACUAUGCUAUCUGGCGAGGUGGAUGAGGCUGUGCAGGAGUGUCGCAAUGCUGAGGAGAAGGCCAAGAAGGCUAUCACCGAUGCAGCCAUGAUGGCAGAAGAGUUAAAGAAGGAGCAAGACACCAGUGCCCACCUGGAAAGGAUGAAGAAGAACAUGGAGCAGACCAUCAAGGACCUGCAGCAUCGUCUGGAUGAGGCUGAGCAGAUAGCCCUCAAAGGGGGCAAGAAACAGAUCCAAAAGCUGGAGGGCAGGGUGAGAGAACUGGAAAACGAGUUGGAGGCUGAGCAGAAGAAGAGUAACGAGUUCCAGAAAGGAGUACGCAAAUAUGAGAGAAGGAUCAAGGAACUCACCUAUCAGACAGAGGAGGACCGCAAAAACCUGGCACGUCUCCAAGAUCUCAUUGACAAGCUGCAGUCCAAGGUGAAGACCUAUAAGCGCCAGGCCGAGGAAGCGGAGGAACAGGCCAACACCAACCUGUCCAAGUUCAGGAAGGUGCAACACGAGCUGGACGACGCAGAGGAACGGGCUGAAAUGGCCGAGUCACAGGUCAACAAGCUGCGCAUUCGCACCCGUGACCAAGGGGGGAAGAUUGCAGAGUGAACAUCCCUCACCCCCACUCAUCUGCGCAACUGACCAGCUGCCAGUUGUGUGAGAGUCCUGUUGCUUUUGUCAUUUAUGCAAAUCUAAGCAAUUCUGUUUGCAUUCUUUCAGCUUUUCAUUAAGUUUAUCAAAGUGCAAGUCUGUUCGAGCAGCAAUACGGCAUACAUUUAGAUUCAAAUAUCUUGCAUCCAUAUAAUAUGGACUAUCCAAAGAUUAGUUACAGUAACAUACCUUGCACCCAAAGAUAGCUUUAAUUCCUUCUGGCAAGCCACUGCCACCUUCUCGAAUUCACAUCCUGAAAUAAGCUCUAUCCC
This is a messenger RNA of Scleropages formosus (Asian bonytongue), 6146 nucleotides long. It is a transcript of the gene myh7ba, whose product is annotated as myosin, heavy chain 7B, cardiac muscle, beta a. The transcript is spliced from 42 exons. Gene Ontology annotation, cellular component: myosin II complex; myosin filament; cytoplasm. Gene Ontology annotation, molecular function: actin filament binding; ATP binding; microfilament motor activity. Lineage: Eukaryota; Metazoa; Chordata; Actinopteri; Osteoglossiformes; Osteoglossidae. The coding region runs from base 1 to 5832 and encodes 1943 amino acids. The record is from RefSeq and is a predicted model, not a curated record.